Molecule: messenger RNA, 336 nt
Organism: Coffea arabica (coffee)
Lineage: Eukaryota; Viridiplantae; Streptophyta; Magnoliopsida; Gentianales; Rubiaceae
Product: 1-aminocyclopropane-1-carboxylate oxidase homolog 1-like
Source: RefSeq, a predicted model, not a curated record
AUGGUGGAAUACUCUAAGUUUGUCAUGGGAUUGGGGGAGAAACUGCUUGGAUUGGUGUCGGAAUCUUUGGGACUUGAAACAAGGCACUUGGUAGACAUGGGCUGUAUGGAGGGGCUUGGAAUCAGAGGGCAUUAUUAUCCAGCUUGUCCAGAACCAGAAUUGACAUUGGGUAUCACAAACCAUACUGAUUUUAGCUUCUUGACAAUUCUACUGCAAGUUCAGAUUGGUGGCCUUCAAGUCCUCCAUCAAAAUGAAUGGGUUGAUGUGCCUUGCUUGCCUGGAGCUCUAGUGAUUAACUUGGGAGACUUGAUGCAGACAAGCUUCUGCUUUCUAUGA